Molecule: messenger RNA, 1812 nt
Organism: Sciurus carolinensis (gray squirrel)
Lineage: Eukaryota; Metazoa; Chordata; Mammalia; Rodentia; Sciuridae
Gene: Snapc2
Product: small nuclear RNA activating complex polypeptide 2
Exons: 6
Coding region: 364-1329 (321 amino acids)
Biological process (GO): snRNA transcription
Cellular component (GO): nuclear body
Molecular function (GO): RNA polymerase II general transcription initiation factor activity
Source: RefSeq, a predicted model, not a curated record
CAGACGGCCAGACCUGCGGCCGCACGGAUCCCAGCCUGCGAGGCCUCAGGCUUCCUAGAUCUGCCUUCGCUAUGCCCCCAGCAGCGCCCAGGGGGCGCCCCUACCCUGGCUCAGGGCGAGCAACCUCUACUACUGCUAGUCUCUCCCUUCCAGCGCCCCCACUCCCUGGCCAGCCGACGAGAGCUUCGCCCAGCGGUCCUCAGCCCCGGAGGCCCCAGUGAGGCAGAGGCGGUUCCCCUUGGCCUGCAAAUGUGAAGCCACACCCCCAUCUGCUUCCUUCCCGGCGCGGGGCUUUGUGGUCUCAGCGGCCUCCGUAGCCCCGCCCACCGGGCAAGCGGUCCUAGAGCGCCGACGCCUCUUAGCAUGAAGCCACCGCAGCGGCGGCGAGCGGCCCCGGCACGCUAUCUGGGCGAGGUGACCGGUCCCGUGGCCUGGAGCCCCCGUGAGAAGCGGCAGCUCCUACGACUACUGCAGGCGCGGCGGGGCCAACCGGAACCAGACUCUGCCGAGUUGGCCCGGGGACUGCGGGGCCGGAGCGAGGCUGAAAUCCAGGCCUUCCUCCAGCAGCUGAAAGACCGAGUGGUCCGGGAGGCCAUUCAGAGAGUGCAUCCUGGUGGCCCAGGACGCAGAGAGGCACAGCCCCCAGCUCCCAUAGAGGUAUGGAUGGAUUUAGUUGAGAAGAUAACAGGCCCACUGGAGGAAGCCUUGACAGCAGCUUUCUCCCAGGUGCUCACCAUUGCAGCCACAGAACCUGUCAGUCUCCUGCAUUCCAAACCCCCCAAGCCCACACAAGCCCGUGGAAAGCCACUGAUCCUGAACAUCACUGGGGGGCAGAAGGACACCACCCCGGAGGCCCCUGGCCCUGCCUCUGAGACACCUGCCAAAUCCCCGACUGGCCCUGCUGCUGAGGGAGACAUCACUGUGGACUUUGAGAAGAUUUACAAGUACCUGUCCUGCUCCUCCCGGAGGGCUCAUGGCCCAGAGCUCUCAGCAGCUGAGUCAGCUGUGGUCCUUGACCUGCUCUUGUCGCUUCCCGAGGAGCUGCCCCGCCUGCCCUGCACGGCUUUGGUUAAGCAUAUGACUGAAGCAUAUGCUCACCUGAUGGCCCCACAACCUAGUCCCUCUGGGAGAAGCCCCAGACCUGGGGCUGAGGAUGGCAGGACUUGCUCCAGCGGGCCCGAGGAGCCCAGCCAGGCCAUCCCCCAACCCCCUGAGCAGGCCACACCCAGAGAACUGAGAUCAGCCUGGCAAACAGCUGGGAUCUGCCCCUUAAACCCAUUCCUGGUGCCUCUGGAGCUCCUGGGCCAGGCAGCCACCCCUGCAAGGUGAGGGGCCCAGCUGGUGUUGGGAACACCUGAAUUAGUCUGACCCUCAGUGUUUUGUAGCCAUCACUGGGUUGUCAUGAGGAUUAUUUUAGAAGGUCCUUGACAUGGUGCUUGACCAUGGUCUAGCCUUCAGAUGCUUUACAUGUCAGGGACCUCAGAAGUAAGACUGCAGUUGUAUAGCGGACCCCUGGGGACAGCCAGGCAGCUGGGCUAAUGGAGAAUAGGGAUGUAGGACUCUACAAACAUCCUGAACCCCUGCACAGGCAGAUGGAACCGACCUGCCAAACCCAGCUUCCGUGUUCUCUGCCAGGAGAGCUGUAGCUGGUACCCCAUGCUGUGACCUCCGCACAUGCCCUCCUUUGUCUAGGUUUUCAUUAUUUUCGUUUUCAGCCCUCUUCACCCACCUCUCUUCAGUGUUCACCACUGCUGGCCCCUCACUUCUUCCUAGGGUGUCCUGUGGCCUUGAAUAAAGUUCUCAUCUACCUGU